Molecule: messenger RNA, 312 nt
Organism: Strongylus vulgaris
Lineage: Eukaryota; Metazoa; Nematoda; Chromadorea; Rhabditida; Strongylidae
Source: the annotation of a GenBank genome assembly
GUCAUAAACCAAGAGGGAGUAUCAUUUGAUUGGUGGACCCAUGUUGGCACUGAAACAGAGAGGUACAGAAGCACAAUACUUGCUGGCAGCUCGCAGCAAAGCUAUCGCGGCAAUGUUUUCAAUAACAAGAAGAAUCCAUACGAGCUGACAACAACCAAGCGAACCCAGUAUGACAUUGGCUCCAUUGAUGCUCGACUAAAUUACUGGGGCUACCCCGGUGUGGAAAGUGUGGCAGCUGGAAAGAUCAGAGAUUUCUCCGAUUAUCCUUACUUGAUCAAGCCAGCAGUACUUGACGGAUCCGGAAAGAUUUGA